This is a messenger RNA of Zychaea mexicana, 861 nucleotides long. RefSeq lists its product as uncharacterized. NCBI's taxonomy places the organism in Eukaryota, Fungi, Mucoromycota, Mucoromycetes, Mucorales, Lichtheimiaceae. The annotation marks the transcript as partial. The record is from RefSeq and is a predicted model, not a curated record. The transcript has 2 exons.
UUGUUGUUGUUGUUGUUGUUGUUUCAGCCUGCCUUCCUCCCACCCCCCCAAAUAACAACAUGACCUUCUUUGACUCCCCAUACACUCUUCGUUAUGAUUACUUGCUUCCACGCCACAAUCCCGAUCCAUGGCUCCCCCAUUAAGCUUGCAAAUGUUGUUAUCGUGUAGCCAUCUUGUGGAUAGCCGGAUUUUCCAAGUCAGAGGUCCUUGUGUAUGGCAGGAAACAAGGCGCACCGAAAGGGAAACCUACCACUGCAAAAACCAGAUCGUCUAUCUGCAAAUUGGUUUUGUUUCAAAAGUUUCUGGAAUGCAAGGACACACUAAGACCAAGGUGCGCUACUCUGCUAGAUGCUACAUACUCUUGAUUCACGCUUAUUCACUCAUGUCAGUGGGGUGCGGGCUGGUAAUAGACUUAGCACGGAUGCCGAUAAAGAGGAACUAGAUGAAACAACGACAUACAAUGCAUGGAAGCAGCGUGCAGUCGACUAUCAAGCAGCCAAAACGUGUUUGCUGGAUCAAUGUUUCUCGCAAUGGGUGCAAACUCCAAAGGAAUUUGAAGCGUUCACUGCCACUGCUGAUAACGAUGGAUGUAGAUGAUUGUUGCAUUUAUAAUAAAAAGCGCACUUAAAAGAAGGAGUGAUACGCCCUAUUCUCGUGGGCCGUGUAUAUUAAAGAACAAAGUAAGUGGCAUCAUUGACAGAUUCGUAUAUGGAUUAACACGUACUGCUUAGCUAGUAGCUGAUAAUGGACACCUAUCAUCACUUACGGUAUCAAAAGGGCUUAAAGGAGAGUGUGUGCGUGUGUUGAUGUCAGUCCAUCUCCAUGGUUACACGGGAAAUCUGACAUGAAACACCUUUCGCG